Messenger RNA from Drosophila persimilis, 2094 nucleotides. RefSeq names its product solute carrier organic anion transporter family member 5A1. Gene Ontology annotation, biological process: transmembrane transport; sodium-independent organic anion transport. Gene Ontology annotation, molecular function: protein binding. Gene Ontology annotation, cellular component: membrane. The record is from RefSeq and is a predicted model, not a curated record. The transcript has 6 exons. Lineage: Eukaryota; Metazoa; Arthropoda; Insecta; Diptera; Drosophilidae. The coding region runs from base 4 to 2073 and encodes 689 amino acids.
AGCAUGGGAGAUGAUCAUAAAGAGGAAACCCCUGAGAGCUUACCCUUUCUAUCGACGGGGGAAACGGAAACCUCUUCAGAGAAACGGAGGAACCUACCUGGGGAUGCGGAUAAAAUAGAAGACGUCGUUCAAGAUACCGCCUGCGGUUUCUGGCUCUUCAAAGGCCGCUUUAUGCAGAGAUUUGCCACGGAGAAAAUGUAUGUGAUUCUGUACGGCUUGGCUGGCUGUGUGAUGACAAUGACCUUUGCCUAUUUCAAUGGAACCAUAACGACCUUGGAGAAGCGCUAUAAAAUACCCACAAAGAUCUCCGGUAUUAUCUCAGUGGGCAACGAUAUCAGCACCAUGUUAACCGCCGCCGUCUUGGGCUACUAUGCCGGCAAUGGCCAUCGACCCCGCUGGAUGGGAAUAGGGUUGCUAACAAUUGUGGCCUUCUGCCUGCUAACGGGUUCGCUGCACUUCAUUUAUGGAGCCGGCGAGGAUGCCCUAAAGCUAACUCGGGAGUACGGCGGUCAGAGUCAGGCCAACGAAAGUGUGUCCGACCCGCAAGAGAACAAGAAACUUUGCCAGACAAGUGCGUCAGGCUGUAUUCAGGAUGUGGGCCUGUGGGUGCCGCAGGUCUUUCUGUUUGGGGCACAGCUCAUAUCAGGAGUGGGCCAGGGCCUCUUCUACACGCUGGGCAUAGCCUACUUGGAUGACAACGGCACCAAGUCGAAGACUCCAGCCAUGCUGAGUCUGUCAACCUUCCUGCGCAUGCUGGGUCCCGCCAUCGGCUACUCCCUAGCUGCCAUCUGCUUGAGGAUGUACAUAGAACCGACAAUGGAGCCGCUGAUUGCUAAGGAUGAUCCCCGCUGGCUGGGAGCCUGGUGGCUGGGAUGGCUCGUCCUCUCUGUGAUGUCCUUGAUUGCUGCCUUGGUCUUGUUCAUGUUCCCCAAGGAGCUGCCCAGCGCCAGAAAGCGUCGGAUGGAUAACAGACAGCCCGACAGCAAAGCUGAAACGGAUAUCAAAGAACUUUCCUUUGGCGACAUGCUAAAGUCGGUUAAGAGACUUGGAGCCAACAAGGUAUAUGUGAACAACACCCUUGCCUCAAUCCUGUACUUCUUCGGGUACAUGGCCUACUGGAUAUUUACUCCCAAGUACAUCGAGACCCAGUACAGACAGUCGGCGGCAAUGGCCACAAUGGCCACGGGAACCGUUGCCCUCGGGUUCUCCGCGGUUGGAGUCCUUCUCUCAGGCUAUGUGAUCUCCAAGUACAAGCCGAGCGCUCGGGCCAUGGCCUCCUGGAAUGCCAUUGUGGACUUCAUGACUGUGGCUGGUAUCCUUUGCUACGUGGCCAUCGGCUGUGAGGGCAGCGACAGUCUGAACUCCCUGGCCACUCUCUCCGCCGGCAACAGCUGCAGUGCCUCCUGCCACUGCGACUACGUGCACUACGCUCCCGUCUGCACACCGCAGAACGUCACCUACAUAUCUGCCUGCCACGCAGGAUGCUCAGAGAAGGCCAAGGAUGACUUAGGACGGACCAUUUAUACGGGCUGCAAGUGCAUGACAUCUUUGAACCUAAUUUCUGAUCCUGAGACACAAUUCGCGCUGGACGGGGUCUGUCCGGUGAACUGCUUCAAUCAGUUCCUCAUCUUCCUAUCCGUGAUGUGCUUCCUUAAACUUGUGGGGGCCUCCAGUAAGUCAACAAAUCUGCUAAUUGCCCUGCGCUGCAUCCCGCCGGAGGACAAGACGUUCGCCUUGGGACUGGGCUCCAUGGCGGCUUCCUUGCUGGGAUUCAUUCCAAGCCCCAUUUUCUUUGGCUGGCUCAUCGACAAUUAUUGCCUGGUGUGGGGCAAGACUUGCUCCAAUAAGGGAAACUGUUGGCUCUACGACACAAAGUCCUUGCGUUAUGCUCUCAAUCUCACGGCCGCUUCGUUCAUAUUUGUGGCGGGCUUUCUCAACAUCUCAGUUUGGUAUCAUGCCAAGAAUCUCAAGAUAUUCGACGAGAACGAAAGGACUGAGAAGAAAUCAGCGGAUAAAGAUUUGGAGCUAGAGGAGUACACACUAACCAAAAUAAAGUCCCAAGAUAGCAAAUAAAAUCUUCCUACAGUAAAAUAA